Molecule: messenger RNA, 708 nt
Organism: Ricinus communis (castor bean)
Lineage: Eukaryota; Viridiplantae; Streptophyta; Magnoliopsida; Malpighiales; Euphorbiaceae
Product: photosystem II reaction center W protein, chloroplastic
Exons: 2
Coding region: 112-510 (132 amino acids)
Biological process (GO): photosynthesis
Cellular component (GO): chloroplast; photosystem II
Source: RefSeq, a predicted model, not a curated record
AGAUUUUGUUUCUUUUCAUAAUGUUGAUUUGUAAACCUCCUGUAACCUAUUACUCUUUUGCUGCCAAUUUCUGCUCUCUGUUUAAUCCAUUUUCUUCCAAAUCCACGAAAAAUGGCCACCAUCUUUGCCAGCACUCCAACCUCAUCUAUCACUCGGGCAAAUUUUGUGCACAAGAGUUCAUCAGGGAUCACAACCUCACGUAAUCUUGACUUGCCAGCCAUGGCAAUGAAGCGAGGAAGCGUAAGGUGUUGUAUGGAUGAGCAACAAAGUAGGUCAAACAAGGGGAUGAGUGCGUCGCUGAUAGCAUCUAUAUGUGGUGUAACCAUGUCGAGCCCAGCCCUAGCUCUGGUGGAUGAGAGAUUGAGCACUGAAGGAACUGGACUGCCCUUUGGUUUGAGCAACAACCUUCUUGGUUGGAUUCUGUUGGGUGUGUUUGGUCUCAUCUGGUCUUUUUACACUGUUUACACUUCCACCCUUGAUGACGAUGAGGAUUCAGGAUUGUCCCUCUAGUGGGUGGGUGUACUGUUUGUCAUAAUUUCCAUUAUUGAAAAGAAUAUAGAAGAAAUGCCAAGGGUUUGGCCUUUUCUUUACCAUCCAUUUUCACUGUUUCUUCUUUUCUUUUAGCAGUACUUCCUGUAUAUGUGCAAUUUGUGUGCCCUGUUUUUUCUUACCUCUCGUUACUAAUAUUAUCUCUCCAUUAAUCCUUCA